Messenger RNA from Trichoderma asperellum CBS 433.97, 1753 nucleotides. RefSeq lists its product as uncharacterized. The record is from RefSeq and is a predicted model, not a curated record. NCBI's taxonomy places the organism in Eukaryota, Fungi, Ascomycota, Sordariomycetes, Hypocreales, Hypocreaceae. Gene Ontology annotation, molecular function: monooxygenase activity; oxidoreductase activity, acting on paired donors, with incorporation or reduction of molecular oxygen.
CUCGUACUCUAUAUGCUAGCGUGAUAAUAGGACCUUCUCUACCCAUCAUGUUCCUACGCUAGAAACGUUGAUUUAGGGAUAAAGUCACCCUUUUGUUCAAAACCACCCACAGCCGGGUGAUCCGCGCCCCGCAUCUGUCGAUGUCGUGAUUUAACGUCCCGAGCACACUAAUUUACUUACACGCAUCCCAUUGCUAGAUUGUAUAUAGCUAUAUUUCCCCUCAUACAUAGCUAUAGGUAUCAAAAGGGUUAUCGUAGUUGUACAGACCUAUCUUGGAUUUCACCCAGGCAGUUCAAAAAAACAAAACAAAAAAUAACAACAUGUCGGAUAAUAAGCAACUGCAUCUGUUCGCAUUCAUGCGACCCGUCAGUCUUCAUACUGGCGCAUGGCGGUAUCCAGGUGCAUACGCAGACGCCAACUUCAACAUAGCCCAUCUCAGAUCGUUUAUCCAAAAGCUAGAAGCAGCCAAGUUUGACGCAUUCUUCAUGGCCGACCACCUUGCUGUCCUGAACAUGCCUAUAGAAGCCCUAAGACGCAGCCAAACCGUCACAUCUUUUGAACCAUUUACGCUGCUCGCAUCACUUUCAGCAGUAACUGAGAGAAUUGGUCUUGCUGCUACUGCUUCUACAACAUAUGAUGAGCCCUACCACGUUGCGCGGCGCUUUGCCUCCCUUGAUCAUCUCAGCGGGGGUCGUGCGGCCUGGAACAUCGUGACGACGUCCAACCCAGAUGCGGCCAAGAACUUUGGUCGUGACGAGCACAUGGACCACUCGGAUCGGUAUAAGCGCGCCAAGGAGUUUUACGACGUCGUGACGGGCCUGUGGGAUAGUUUUGCAGAUGACGCUUUCAUCCGGAAUCAAGAGACUGGCAUAUUCCUCGACCCCGAGAAGAUACACACUCUCAACCACGUGGGAGACGAGCUCAAGAUCAAGGGUCCAUUGAAUAUCGCCCGACCUGUUCAGGGGUGGCCUGUCAUCGUACAGGCUGGACAGUCUGAGCCAGGGCGACAGUUGGCUGGCGAAACAGCCGAGGCAGUCUUCUGCGCACCAGGCAACAUCGAAGCAGCAAAGUCGGUAUAUGCAGACAUCAAGGCACGCGCAGUUGCCGCAGGCAGAAAGAGGGAGCACAUUAACAUCCUACCAGCCGCCUUGGUAAUCAUUGGCGAUACCAUACAAGACGCCAAAGAGAAGAGACUCAAGCUCGACAGCCUCGUCAACUAUGAGAGCUCCAUUGCCAGUUUGUCAAUUGCCCUCGGCACAGAUGCUUCCAAGUUUGACCCGGAUGCGCCUCUGCCUGUCGAUCUGGGCGAGAACAACGCCAGCGUUACAAGCCGAGAGAACGUCGUGAGGGUGGGACAGGAAGAAGGGUUGACUGUGAGGCAGCUAGCCCAGCGAUUUGGAGGAUACGGCGGGUUAGCCUUUGUGGGCACACCAGAGAGCGUUGCCGACGAGUGGGAGCGGUGGCUAAAGGAAGAGGCCUCUGAUGGCUUCGUCGUUACGUUCCCAUAUCUGCCACAGGGAAUAGACGAUGUGGUGGAGAAGCUGGUGCCGGAGCUGCAGCGUCGGGGCAUCUUCCGAAAGGAUUAUGUAGGCAGCACUCUGCGUGAGCAUCUCGGCUUACCAAGGCCAGAGAAUAGGUUCUUUCCGUCUGGAAAUGCUUAAAUUCUGUUCUCGUCCAUACAUGAGAUGUUCACCAGCGCAACUAUCAACGGCAUAGAAGAAACAUUGAUGGCGUGUAAGAUUGUGUCACAUGU